Messenger RNA from Arachis duranensis, 1024 nucleotides. RefSeq lists its product as uncharacterized. The record is from RefSeq and is a predicted model, not a curated record. The coding region runs from base 241 to 678 and encodes 145 amino acids. The transcript has 2 exons. NCBI's taxonomy places the organism in Eukaryota, Viridiplantae, Streptophyta, Magnoliopsida, Fabales, Fabaceae.
GGAGUAGGAGGUGUUCGCUGCUCUGUGAACCAGCCUCACGCAUUGCCCUCCAAUUUAAGAACCAAGAAGCCGGGCCUUCGCCCAGACCACCAGGCCCAACUAUCAACUUGGAGUGGGCAGGCCAACAAAGAGCAACUUCAGGCCCAGCUCAGAACAGAACAGAACACGAGCAUUAUAAGUACAACGUACUUUCAUUCUAACCCUACUUUUUCAAUCUCAGAACAGAACAGAACGCUACCUAUGGUCAGAUCUGCUACUUCUUCUUCCAAGGCGCCGCUGCCUAUGGUUAGAUCUGCUGCUUCUUCUUCUUCGGCGCCGCCUCCUCUGUCCAGCCUUGUAGCGUCGUCUGCGCCGACCAAGACCACCGCGUGCGAGUUCAGAUGCGGUGGCUUUGGUGGUGACCUCCGCACCAUCGCCGCCCUUGCCAGGUCAAGAUAUACGUUUCCCACCGUUGCUGCUCCAUCAACGAGGGCCGCGAACGUUCUCGGCUUCCCCUUCGCGGCGGCGGCGUCCUCGGUGCCGCUUUCUACCGCCACGCCAGCCAUCUUGCACGGUGACGCUUCUGGCACGGACUUCAAGCACAGAUACGUGUUCUCUACUUCUUCUUCUGUGUGUUCUAGAUUCAUCGCUAAUUCUAGAAUUUUUGUUGCUGCUCUCUCUAAUUCUGCAUCUUCAUAAUCUGAAUCUGAAUUCCGGAAAUGUAGAUCUGUGAUUGUUGAAUUUUCUACUUCUAGAUUUUUGGAAUUGUUGUUGAUUAGUUGAAAUUCUGACUCUGAAUUGGCUUGAAUUUAUUCUAGGUGAUGUAAAUUCUUGUACGAAGUCUGGAAACUGAGUCAAGCCUGCAUCGGAAGGUGUGGACCUAUUUUUUCUUAUUGACUCCAUUGGUCAAAGUUCUCGUGGUCUGAGAGGUGAUGGUGGUGCAUAUUCAUCUGCUAUGCAAGCUGUCCUCUCACGCCUAUUGUCUGCUGCUGCUGCUCCUGGACAUACUUCGCAAGAAAAUCGCAGCCAGUGUCUUAAGGCAAGU